Clonostachys rhizophaga is the source of this 1716-nucleotide messenger RNA. The record is from the annotation of a GenBank genome assembly. NCBI's taxonomy places the organism in Eukaryota, Fungi, Ascomycota, Sordariomycetes, Hypocreales, Bionectriaceae.
AUGUACGGUGUACCCACGGAUCAUGCCUUACGCGCGUGGAAGGACUGCCCCUUCGUACGCAUGGGAUUGCUUCUCCCCGAAGAAGCGAUAUCGCUUGUCGACAGGUUCUUCAUGCACAUGGCUCCACAAUCCCAGAUCCUCGAUGGCUUUUUCGCCGAUCAUGAUAGCCAUCACAUCCUGGUCUCUCACGAAAAGUUUCUCAGCUGCGCCAUCUUGACCGUGUCCUCGCGCCAUCAUCACCUCGGGGGCACGAGAGGGGCCUCAAGGUGUCAGCUGAUCCACUUCCGACUCUGGGAAUACUGCCAACGCUUCAUCACACAGCUUGUAUUUGGAGAAUCGGAUUACUUUGGCUCAGGGUUACGCACGCUAGGCACCGUCGAGGCAUUGCUUCUGCUUCUUGAAUGGCAUCCGCUCCCGCUUUUGACACCGAUGCCUUUGGAGGAUUGUACAGACUCUCACACAUGGGAACCGCUACAGACAAGUGACAGCUCAUCAGCUGCCAGAACUGCGCCUCAAGUACUGGCCAAAGAAGUUGCUGACAGGGCGAAGAAGUCUGACAGGUUCUCCCUCAUGAUUCUAAGCUGCGCCAUCACCCUUGCCAACGAGCUGUGCAUCAGUGGCAACGUUGACAGCGAGCCCUACUCAAUAAAAAUAAACCCAUACCAGCAUGAACUUCGACUGCGGAAACGGCGAUCACCCCUUUGCAAGGUGCUGUACGUUUACAGCGAGCAUCUGUUGAUGCGCACUGGUUCCAAGCAAUUGGUCCCACGAAAUGCGUACCUCGGCAGCAUCACUACGAAAGAAUCACAAGAGAUUAUUGACGAAUCGUUCGACCAGUUCAUGGAUGCACGUUCGGAGCUCGCACGAGUUUCCAGGAUGGUAUUCGAUACCCUCCCCCCCUCAACCACUGUUGACCAAGUCUAUCUCCAGUCGGCACGUUGCACGGAGAUGGUGGAUCAUUUCCUUUGUGUUCUGGAUACAUGGGAAAGGAGAUUUCUAGCAAGCUUUGCAUCUGGCGAAGCCGUCAAGGUCGACGCUCAGCGUGAGGAUAUUAUGAUCGCCGAGCACCAAACGGUCAAGAUCAUCACAGCCUCUGCGGGUCUCCGUGCCCUCACUCGCCACAACACGAGCCUUUGGAGUCAAGAAGAUAUUGCUACUUCCGACAUUCUUGCCGGCCAGCGGCAAUAUGCACGUGUUAUAAUUGACGCAUCGCUCGAGAUUCUCCAUCUAGCAACGCGCCUAGCGCAGCACAAUGCCCUCGUGUACGGAUCCGAGAACCUCUUCAUGCGCAUCGCACUCGCCUCCGCAUUGAUCGUAGUGGCUCUAGGUUUCGAAAUCGAAAAGGCCAAGCUGGUAGCAUCUCGCAGUGCCCUUGAACAAGUCAUUGAGGCUCUCAAGAAGGAUGAACCUGACGACCUCCAUCUAGCUUCAUAUUACGCGGCUUUACUGGAGCAAUGCCUCAGCUCCAUUCCUCCGAUCACCGAGAAAUCUUCUAUGCCUCUACAGGGAGUCGUUCUUGGCGACGCCGGACACUGGAGCGCACCGACGUGCAAUAGCAACUUGAUGGAGAAGCAUACGGAUCCGGAGCGACGCCCCUUUGCCUAUGGAGCAAUAGGACCACAGGAUGCACUUGGUACCCAGGAAAACCCAACAAGUGGCGGUUUCUCCAUUCCGAUGAGUCCGUACCUCAUGAAACUGGUGGAUGGUACAGCCUAG